Molecule: messenger RNA, 1724 nt
Organism: Mercurialis annua (annual mercury)
Lineage: Eukaryota; Viridiplantae; Streptophyta; Magnoliopsida; Malpighiales; Euphorbiaceae
Product: cytochrome P450 724B1
Exons: 9
Coding region: 112-1575 (487 amino acids)
Biological process (GO): sterol metabolic process
Molecular function (GO): monooxygenase activity; heme binding; oxidoreductase activity, acting on paired donors, with incorporation or reduction of molecular oxygen
Source: RefSeq, a predicted model, not a curated record
UUCAUUUUGCUUCUGCAAAAUUUAAUAUUUAUAUAUACUUUUUUCAAGAAAAAGAAUUGAAUAUAUAUAAAAAAUAUAUUACACUGACUGGUUUUUUCUUUUUCCUUGUCCAUGGCUAGUUUUUGGGCUGGUAUGUUUGUUAGUAUAUUUUGUGGUGUUUUGGGUAUCAUCUUCAACCAUUUCUUCCCCAUGUUCUUCAUGAAACAUGGUGAUGAACAUGAUCAUAAUUUAAUUCCUAAAGGUUCAUUUGGGUGGCCAAUUUUAGGUGAAACCCUUAGUUUUUUAAAGCCUCAUGCUUCUAAUUCUCUUGGAAAAUAUCUUCAAGAUCAUUGUUCAAGGUAUGGGAAAGUGUUUAAGUCCCAUUUAUUUUUCUCACCAACAGUGGUGUCAUGUGAUCAAGAACUGAACUAUUUCAUACUACAAAAUGAAGGGAAGUUAUUUGAGUGCAGUUAUCCAAAGCCAAUUCAUGGAAUUCUUGGAAAUGUUUCAAUGCUGGUUGCAGUUGGUGAUACUCAUAAAAGACUCAGAAAUGUUGCUCUUUCACUUGUUAAUAUUACCAAAUCUAAACCUGAGUUUCUUAAUGACAUUGAAACUACUGCUAUUCAAUUUCUUAAAUCUUGGAAAGACAAAAAACAAGUCAUGUUCUGUGAAGAAGCAAGAAAGUUCACAUUCAAUGUAAUAGUGAAGCAAGUGUUAGGCUUAACACCAGAAGAGCCACAAACUACAAAAAUUCUCAAAGAUUUUCUUACAUUCAUGAAAGGACUAAUAUCUCUCCCUCUCUAUAUUCCUGGGACUCCAUAUGCUAGAGCUGUUCAGGCUAGAAGGAGGAUAUCAGCAACUGUCAAAGCAAUUAUAGAGGAAAGAAGAGGGAAAAAAAAGAGUGAUUUUGGAUCAAAAAAGAGUGAUUUUCUUGAAAUACUUCUUUGUGUUGAUUCCUUAUCUGAAGAUGAAAAAGUUAGUUUUGUUUUGGAUUCUCUGUUGGGUGGUUAUGAAACCACUUCUUUGUUAAUGGCCAUGGUUGUUCAUUUUCUUGCUAAUUCUCCCACUGCAUUACACCACCUUAAGCUAGAGCAUCAAAGCAUAAGAAACGUGAAGAAAAAAGAUGAAUAUUUGAAUUGGGAAGAUUAUAAGAACAUGGAAUUUACUCAAAAUGUCAUCAAUGAAGCACUUAGAUAUGGGAAUGUUGUAAAAUUUGUGCACCGAAAGGCUUUGAAAGAUGUCAAAUUUAGAGGUUAUUUAAUUCCAUCUGGUUGGAAAGUGCUACCUGUUUUUACAGCAGUACAUUUAGACACAUCUUUGCAUGCAAGUGCUCUACAGUUUCACCCAUGGAGAUGGGAGACCGAAGAUCAAACAUGCAAGAAAUUUACACCAUUUGGUGGAGGGUCUAGAUGUUGUCCAGGUUCUGAUCUUGCUAAGGUUGAGGUAGCAUUUUUCCUCCAUCACCUUGUACAGAAUUACAGAUGGAGAACAGAAGGUGAAGAUCAAGCCAUGGCAUAUCCAUAUGUAGAGUUCCAAAAAGGGCUGAAAAUAAGUUUGGAAGAAUGUUCGAAUUUGAGCCCAAAUUCUGAUGAAUAGUAAGCUUUUUUUGUUUCAAAUUUGGGUGGAAAUUGAAAUUUUCAUGCUUACUAGUAUAUUAUUACAUUUGGAUUGUAAUAUGUCAAAUUCCUAAUCUUUUGGUACAUAAUAAUCAUAAUCCAUCUCUAUUUAUAUCAUUCUAUGUAAAA